AUGGACCCAGCGGUCUCUGAGGAGAGGCUCAGGAGGGAGACUGCUCACCGGCCCGGACGGCCGGUGGAUUCACAGCCUGACACGCCGGCCCCGACGUCAACACGGAAACAACGUUCGCGCCGCCGGCGCUCCACACCGCAGCCAAGUUCCCGGACAUCUCAAGAGCCGGCUGUGGAGCUCAGCGAGCGGCAGGAGCCCGCGUCGCCAGCAGAGGAGCUCAGCGAGCUGGAGCUGGAGCUCAGCAAGCCGCAGCAGGAGCUCAGCAAGCGGGAGGAGCCCGUGCCGCCAACUGAAGAUCUCGGCGAGCCGGAGCAGGAGCUCGGCGAGCGGGGGAAGCCAGCGCCGCCACCGGAGCAGGAGCUCAGCGAGCCGGAGCAGCCAGCGCCGCCGCCGGAGGAGCUCAGCGAGCCGGAGCAGGAGCCCGCACCGCCUCCGGAGGAGGGACCGGCGUCGCCAGCUGAGGUACUCAGUGAGCCGGAGGUGCCCGCGCCGGAGCUCGGCGAGCCGGAGGAGCUCAGCGAGCCUGUGGAGCCCGCGCCGCCACCGGAGGAGCUCGACGAGCCGGAAGAGCCCGUGCUGCCCGCGGAAGACCUCGGAGUGCCGGAGGGACCACCACGUCCGCGACCCGCAUGGCCACCACGUCUGCGACUAGCACGUCCGCGACCUGCAUGUCCACGACCGGCACGUCGUAGAUCAGGUUCCACACCUUGCGGAACCUGGAGAGGCGGCUGCAGGAGACGCGAACGUCGUUUCCGUGUAGACGUCAGGGCCAGCGUGUCAGGCUGUGAAUCCACUGGCCGUCUGGGCCGGUGAGCAGCCUGAGUAGGAGAGUGGAGGUGGAGGGUAGAAAGCAGAAAGUCCAGGACGACUGGGUUGAGGGAGUCCACCAGCCAGGGAAACUUAAAAAGCGUCUCCUUGCGGUUGCUCGUCGGAGCUACGCCGCCGUCGCCGGUACUGGGGCAAGCCGCCGGAGAAGCAGCGCCGCCGCCGUCACUGGGCCCGGGGCAAGGCGUCGGAGGAGCAGCGCCGCCGCCGUCACUGGGCCCGGGGCAAGCCGCCGGAGGAGCAGCGCCGCCGCCACUGGAUCAGUGGCAGGCCACCAGAACCGUUUCGCCGCUGCUGCCGGACCCGUGGCUGCCCGCCGGAGCUGCUGCGUUUCCAUCAAGGGGUAGAGGUAGGCCACCUGAACUGUUUUGCCGCCACUGCCUAACCCACAGCAGGUCCCGCUUGUUUUGCCGUCCUGCGGGUUGGCCGCCAGAACUGUGUUUGCUGCCACUGGACUGGGGGUUGGACUAUUGAACUGGGUUUUUCUUUUGUUGUUUUGUGGUGGCUGUUUAGCGGAGAGGUUUUGGGGCCCUCCGUCCUGGACCCCCCACCACCCGCCCUGGGUUGGUUGUACUGUGGUUUUUGUGUUUGUGUUUUUGUUUUAGGGUCGUCGGGAGCCGACCUUUAGAGGGGGGUUACUGUCAGGGUCCUGGGUCUGAGCGACCCAGGGUCCCUGAGCAGUUAUGGACUUGUCUUGUAUUGUAUGUAUAUUUGGUGUUGCUGUCCCUCUUCUCCUUAUUUGCGGAUGUGUGUAUGUGUUUCUGCGAGCACCGGUUUGCAGGCGCCUUCAGGCCUGGUGGGUGUGGCCCUGCUGGCCACACCCGAAGCUCCUGCCACACACCUGCUGCUGAUCAGGGCUCGUCGGAGGAGCUACUUAGGAGAGUCUUGGAGCUCCCACCGACGCGGGAUCAUUACGUUAGACUCCCAAGAGGAACGUGGAGAGGAAGAGCAGCACGCACAGGGUGUGCAGAAACACGACAGUGGAGACAGGAACACGAGCACUGGGAAGAGGACACGACACGGGAGUUACGGGAGAGCACGGGGAUUUACUGUUAUUGUUCCACUCACUGUAAAUAAACGCACUGCUUAUACACAGACCACCGCGCCUGGGUCCUCAUUUCCCCACAUCCCCACGGUUUCCCCUGCCAAACCGUGACAGGAUUAUUAUGUAGUAUUAUUAUGUAGUAUUAAAAAGUAUAAUGUAGAUACUUUUUAAUCAGUUAAUGCAAGCUUAAAUAAAUAAUAAUUUGAUAAAGAAGUGUUUUACUGGUGAUUCCUCAAGGGGAUAACUGAACACGCUGUCACUAUGUGGUCACAUCUGGACUGAUGCGUUUACAGGCAGCAUUUUAAUCAUGAGUUUAAAGGCUGUAAGUUGCAGCCAUUGCUCUAACACUAACAAUGUAACGGGUCUCGGUGCUGGUUCUUACAGUUUGAGCUGCUUCAAGCUUUAUUAUUAAAAGCAUUUUCAUUCACUAAUCCAUGAGCUAGCAGGA
This is a messenger RNA of Oreochromis niloticus (Nile tilapia), 2318 nucleotides long. Its product is annotated as predicted GPI-anchored protein 58. NCBI's taxonomy places the organism in Eukaryota, Metazoa, Chordata, Actinopteri, Cichliformes, Cichlidae. The transcript has 4 exons. The coding region runs from base 1 to 813 and encodes 270 amino acids. The record is from RefSeq and is a predicted model, not a curated record.